Messenger RNA from Acipenser ruthenus (sterlet), 5278 nucleotides. RefSeq names its product mothers against decapentaplegic homolog 4. The record is from RefSeq and is a predicted model, not a curated record. Gene Ontology annotation, molecular function: RNA polymerase II cis-regulatory region sequence-specific DNA binding; DNA-binding transcription factor activity, RNA polymerase II-specific; I-SMAD binding. Gene Ontology annotation, biological process: transforming growth factor beta receptor signaling pathway; anatomical structure morphogenesis; regulation of transcription by RNA polymerase II. Lineage: Eukaryota; Metazoa; Chordata; Actinopteri; Acipenseriformes; Acipenseridae. Gene Ontology annotation, cellular component: heteromeric SMAD protein complex. The transcript has 12 exons. The coding region runs from base 416 to 2077 and encodes 553 amino acids.
CCACCCACCCAAAUCGUGCUCGUCAGCAGGGCGGAGCCUCCUUCUGCUCAUGCGCGGUUCGCCAUGUUGAUAACACUAACAACAGCACCCAGAGAGAACGUCGGCGGAUGGUUGGAGAUCUUGAGGUUUUUCUCUCCAUUGUGCUAAACUUCCACUUUGAAUUUAACACCAGUUGAAAAGACAUUGCAACCCAGAUGACUGUAGACCCCAUCGCGUCACAGACAGGUUACCUUCCAGGCAGUUGGGUUUGUGAACUUAUAGGUUUUCUCAGUUUGAUUUGGCUUGGGAACAACAGGCAGUGUGCCUUGGUGCACUGUGCACACAUUCCUACACACACUCAUCUCCCCUUCCCUUUUUUCUUGUUUUUAAAUUAAGCACAGUGACUUUUCAAAGCGGUGGACGCCACAUAUUUAAAAUGUCCAUCACAAACACACCGACAAGCAACGAUGCUUGUUUGAGCAUCGUUCACAGCCUCAUGUGCCACAGGCAGGGUGGGGAGAGCGAGACCUUUGCCAAAAGGGCCAUUGAAAGCCUAGUGAAGAAGCUGAAGGAAAAGAAGGAUGAGCUGGACUCCCUCAUCACGGCAAUCACCACCAACGGAGCUCAUCCCAGCAAGUGUGUCACCAUACAGAGGACACUGGAUGGGAGGCUGCAGGUUGCUGGUCGGAAAGGGUUUCCCCAUGUUAUCUAUGCUCGUCUCUGGAGGUGGCCUGAUCUUCACAAAAAUGAACUGAAACACGUCAAAUACUGUCAGUAUGCCUUUGACCUGAAAUGUGACAAUGUCUGUGUCAACCCUUACCACUACGAACGGGUUGUGUCACCUGGCAUAGACCUUUCAGGAUUGACAUUACAAAGUUCUGCUACCUCAGGCCUUCUAGUGAAAGAUGAGUUUCAUGAGUACGUGGAGGGGCCGCAGUCCCUGCCCAGUGAAGGGCACUUGAUUCAGACCAUUCAGCACCAGCCGAGCAGCCGGCCUGCCACUGAGGCCUACAACACACCAGCCAUGCUACCGCCUUCAGAGUCCAGUAGUUCCAGCUCCACCAACUUUCCCAGCAUUCCUGUGGCUUCUUCAAGCCAGUCCAGCACUAUGUUACCAGGAAGCCACAGUGAUGGGCUGCUUCAGAUUGCUUCCGCUGCUCAGCCAGGAUCACAGCAAAAUGGUUUCCAGGCACAGCCUGCUACUUACCACCACAACCCAACUUUAACCUGGUCAGGAAGCAGGACAGUAACAUACACUCCCAACGUGCCCCACAACCAGAAUGGACAUCUCCAGCACCACCCGCCCAUGCAACAUCCAGGGCACUAUUUCUCUUCUUUUCCAGGGCAAGUGCACAACGAACUUGCUUUCCAGCCACCAAUAUCUAACCAUCCAGCUCCUGAGUACUGGUGCUCGAUUGCUUAUUUUGAGAUGGAUGUUCAGGUGGGGGAGACCUUCAAGGUGCCUUCAACCUGCCCCAUAGUCACCGUGGAUGGCUACGUAGAUCCAUCUGGAGGAGAUCGCUUUUGUCUGGGUCAGCUGUCCAACGUUCACAGGACAGAAGCCAUCGAGAGAGCCAGGUUGCACAUUGGAAAAGGUGUACAGUUGGAGUGUAAAGGAGAAGGAGAUGUCUGGGUCAGGUGCCUCAGUGAUCACGCUGUUUUUGUCCAGAGCUACUACUUGGAUAGGGAGGCUGGCCGAGCACCUGGGGAUGCAGUGCACAAGAUUUAUCCAAGCGCUUAUAUAAAGGUGUUUGACUUGCGGCAGUGCCAUCGGCAGAUGCAGCAGCAAGCUGCCACAGCGCAGGCUGCAGCUGCUGCUCAGGCUGCAGCAGUGGCUGGUAAUAUCCCUGGACCGGGCUCUGUUGGGGGAAUCGCUCCAGCUAUCAGUCUGUCUGCUGCGGCUGGGAUCGGUGUGGAUGACUUGCGGCGGUUGUGCAUCCUCCGAAUGAGCUUUGUCAAAGGCUGGGGGCCCGACUACCCACGACAGAGCAUCAAGGAGACCCCAUGCUGGAUCGAGAUUCACCUGCACCGUGCCCUGCAGCUUCUAGAUGAGGUCCUGCACACCAUGCCCAUCGCAGACCCUCAGCCUCUGGACUGAGCCCUACCGAGCCCGCACAUUGCAGGAGCCAGUUAGAACAGACUUAUACAAAUUUAUGUCGGAACCCAAUGACGUAUUCAAUCCUCGAUCUCCAUAUUCCUUUGACAAACCGAAGCUGCAAGGUUUCAGGCUCUUGCUGUUUUCCUUCGCACCUAUCAUGUAAACAGGGCCUUGCUGUUUGUGUUACAAGACACCUGGGCAAAUAGGAAGAAGCAAGCAUCCUGUUGGAAUUCUCCUGCCUGGCACUGAAAAAAAUAAAAUCAAUAGAAUUUACAUCCCGCAACAAGCUCGUCAGUGUUUCAACCUACAGCAGAAUGCCAUAUAAAAAACAGAUGCCUGCUUUUUUUUUUUGGGGGGGGGGGGGGCGGGGUGGGGGGUGUUUAAAUAUAACUGUUAUUUUAGCACUUUAAUUUUUUUGGUUUUGUUUUGUGUUUUCUUUAGAUUAAAAAAGAAAGAUGCUGAAAAAUUGUGCGCAUCUUUUAACUUAUGGAUCUGAUGGGUUUCUUCAGCAAAAGUUGAACUAUGCACACAUUUUGAGCAACAGAUUUAGAUAUGUAAAACAAAAAAAGGAAAAUGGAUAUCAUGAAUAGUCUAUUUUCCAGCACACAAUACUGAUUCUAUUUUAACACUAAAAACAAAAUCAAAAACUAUUCUGUUUUGACUUUUCUAAUAUACUUUUUUAUUUUUUUUUAUCAUAAUAAUAGCUUCACAAUUGGGCAAAUAUCAAGUUUUUAAUGCAUGUUAAUGUUACAAUAAACUAUCGUAAUACACAUUUAGUUACCAGACCUUUUUAAAAUUAAUCCCAACAUAUUAACUUGUUUUCCUUUUUAUAUAAAAACAAUAAAAUGUGUUAACGUAACCAGAGUGGAUCCAUGCUCAGUUAAAUUGGUUAAACUUUUAUAUGCUUGUAUUCAUUUUUGCAUCCUUGAAGAUUGUCGUGGUUUCUGUACUUUGGGUUUUAAUUACAGUCCCGAGUUCCAUUUUGAUGGGCUGAUCCCGCAAACUUUUUUUAAAUGAUCCUUGCCACUAUGUUUUGUAUAGAUGCUACUAGGAGUUCCUUCAGAUUUGAAAAGGUUAUUUUUGAAAUUUAAGGGCUGUAGUUACUGAUAUCUCCCUUUCACCUUUUGACUUGUUAAUCUAUAGAAAAUAAUAAUUUGCCAAGUUAGAAAUCAGUACAUGUAAAUGUUUAAUAUUGAAACCAUACAUAUUGAGCUUUCUGUAGGAAUAUAGAAAUGCAUUUUUCCCUUGUAUUUGAUUGGCACACCCUCUUUUUCCCACCUAAUUUGAGACAGCUAUAUGUGUUAACUUCAUUUGUGGUGGCUUUCUAUGCCAGAUUUUUUUUUGUUUUGUUUUCCUGGAAGAAAGUGUGUUCCCUUUUCACUAUUUUGACUAAGAUUUUUUAUUUUAUUUCUUGGUCGUCAACAUUGUGACCUUCAAGACAAAAUGUUAAAAGCAACCAAAUUAAAUUGUCAUUUCUUACAAGGUCUGAAUGAGAUCAUAGUGUAUCAAAAUAACCAUUUUUAUGUUCUAUGUUGGUUGGAAGGUAAAAUGUACAGCUAUGGGCAAAAGUUUUGCAUCACCUAGAAUUUUAGGAUUGAGACAAAAUAUAAUAUAUAUAUAUAUAUAUAUAUAUAUAUAUAUAUCUCAUGUAAUCACAAACUUCAAAAUGAUAUCAGCAGUGUAGAGUAGUGGUUAGGGCUCUGGACUCUUGACUGGAGGGUCGUGGGUUCAAUCCCAGGUGGGGGACACUGCUACUGCUGCCCUACUACUUUAUCUAGAUUGCUCCAGUAAAAACCCAACUGUAUAAAUGGGUAAUUGUAUGUAAAAAUAAUGUGAUAUCUUGUAACAAUUGUAAGUCGCCCUGUAUAAGGGUGUCUGCUAAGAAAUAAAUAAUAAUAUCGCAAACGUUUGGAAGCCAUAAUAAGAGUACAGUAUUUCAUGUUAGAUUUCAAAAUGUCACAUAGUUAAGUAGAUGGAAAACUACAAAGCGGUAUGUAAUUCAAUAUGUUAAUGUAACAUUAUUCAGCAGGUUUCAUUCUGCUUUAAAAAGCAAAAUUAGUUCAUUUUAUAGGGUGGUGCAAAACUUUUGGCCAUAGCUGUAUAAGCAAAUAAUGCUUCAGAUAAAUUUGCAUUGGCACUUUAAAAAAAAAAAAAAAAAAAAGUUUGUUACAUUAAAUACAAAAAUAAUGAUUUUAAAACAUUGAUAUUUGCAAACCCAGUCUUAAGAUUAUUUCAAUAAACUAUAUGUACAUGGUUCCCCAUAUUUGGACGAAAAAAUAAAGAUUCCCAAUAUGUUUAAAAACCUAGUUAUCUUUAAUUAUCACACAAGGUAAUUGUAUACAGAAGCAAAACUGCACAUUCAACAAAGAUUAGAUUAAGGUCUUUAGAUCUGUGAAAACUGUUACAAAGCCAAGGCAGGCUUCAGAGUAAUGUUGGUUGUUCCUAAUAUGGUAACUAUCAUUGUGUUGCACAAAUUAUAUUUUGAUAUAAGAACCUUGAUAAAUGAUUAGACAUCAAUGUGUGUGUUAACGUCUUAACACAAAUUAUGUUGUCCUUAAACACAUUAAGAUGUUUAAAAAUUAACUAUUUUAUAAGCCGUUCUGUGGUCUAAGUUUAUAAAACUUCAUUAUCUUAUAGUAUUUUUAAGUUAUGCUUUUGGUAUUUUAGAUGUAUACAUAUAGUAGUUAUAACCAUGCAUGGAUGACAUUUUUGCAGGUUUUAAAAUUGUAUAAUAGUUUUUUGCAUAGGCAUGUGUAUUUAUUUAGUGUUCAUGCCUUUCCAAGCUUUUCUGAUACGCUAUAGUAUUUGCAUAGACUACAAACUAGUUUUUUUCCCUUUUUUAAAGUUGAGAAUUCAUUUUCAACCAGUGGAAUAAACCAUUUGUGUGUAAAUGUAACCUCUGGCUAUGCAAAUUUCAACAGAAAACAUAAUAAAUUGUCCUGAAAGUUUAUGCAGACUAGUGGUAGAAGUUAUUGUAGUAAAUCUAGAUUUUUAGAAACUUUUUAAAGGCGUGUUUUUGUUUUGUUUUUUUGGUUAAAUAUCUGUAUGAACAGAUUUUGUUGUAUUCAUUUUAUAUUAAACACUACUACAGUUAAAUGCAAGGUUAUUUUUCCAAUGCAUAUUUUCAAGUUGAGAUCACCAGAAGUUCCCAAAAUGCAUAAUGUGUAGACAGACAUCAAUAAAAGCUUUGUGGUUAUUUCA